Messenger RNA from Metarhizium acridum CQMa 102, 903 nucleotides. NCBI's taxonomy places the organism in Eukaryota, Fungi, Ascomycota, Sordariomycetes, Hypocreales, Clavicipitaceae. The record is from RefSeq and is a predicted model, not a curated record.
AUGGCCGAAGCACCAAGGGACGAAGUAAUCGAAAGAAUGAGGGCAGUCGUCGAGCGCAGGCGCCAGAGGGAACAAGAACGAAUCGCCCGAGCCCUCCAAGUUCCCGCAGAAGAAUAUAGGGAGCUUCCUCCCGUUCAAAAACCUGUAUCCGACGACGAGCUGCCCCUAGAAUCGACUUUCGACCUGGGCCAGUCAAAUGAGCGCUAUCACGGGAUUUUUGAAAGUGCAUCUACAAUGCAACUCGAAAUUCCCGUCAUGCCAAUGGCCGAACCGCUUCAAGGGAUGCCUACCAUUCCGUGGAUUAUUGAAGCACCACUAAACUCGGUUGAAGUUCUAGAAGCGAUACUAAAGCCGUCACAUCCCUUCAAGAUCUACACUGCCCGCCACGUCCAGCGUCGCUUCGAUCGAGCAUACGGCUCAAAGCGCUUGUAUUCCGAAUAUAUCCGUCUCCAAGGUCAGCUGGAGCGGAAUCGCGAGUCCGCCCGCCGUCCAAACCACCCGGCUCUAGACGUUAAUCUAUACGAUCAUUUACCGUACUUCGCUACGCCGCCACACGUCGAGUUCCCAGUUCCGUACUCGUACAGCCCGCAACACGGGAUCGCCAUACUACUCCUUCAACCGCCGGAGCAGCCCGUCGAAAUUCACCCGAUUCAGCCGCGACCCAGAACUCUAACGAGAACGCGAGCUCGCGCCCUCGUCAACACUCAUUUCCACAGACUCCUUUUCGCACUCGAGCCUCUCAAAGAGCUCCCCGGGCCGCCGCUUCAAGAAGCGAUCAUCCGGAGCGUCAAGGACCAGAAUCGGCGUUUCGAUCUUGCCAACCAAGCCCUCAAGCGCGUACUCUUCCACGACACGCAGGACAUUUACCUCCGACACGAUGCCAAAAACACACUCGUCAUUUAA